CGUGAGGAACUCGCCUCGCAAACACACACACGCACACGCACGCGAACACACUCGAGUUCUGGGGCGGGCAGAGCGAGAGCGAGAGUAGUUAUCUUCUUUUCCCAUUUUUCCUUUUCUUCUUGGGCCUCUCGUCCUCUAGCGGCGCGAAGAUGCUGGGCUCCACAUCUCGCCUUGGCCUGCGCCUGUCGCAGAUCGGGAAGGUGACCCCGGGUUCCCGCAGGAUUACGACGUCCGCCGCUGCUUUCAGGAGCUUCGCCCAAGUGCCCAAGGAACUCCAGAAGAAGAUGUUCAACUUCCAGGUGGACAACGGCCUGCCAGUGCACGUCCGCGGCGGCAUCGUAGACAAGGUGCUCAUGGUGGCCACGUAUAUUGUAUGCGGUCUCGGCCUCCUCGACUGCUGCAGGGUGUACUAUGUGCUCUCGUACCCGGCGAAGGAGGAGAAGGAGUAGCGGGGGAGGAGAAGGAGGGAGGAGAGAUAAGGAGGAGGAGGAGGAGAGAUAAGGAGGAGGAGGAAGAGAGUGAGGUGGGUAAUGUAGGAAGAAGGAGAAUAAGGUGGAUAGUGGUGGAAGGAGGGUAAGGAGGAAGAAGGAAGGAUUAUAAAGAAGAGAGAAAGAAGACCUAGGGAAGAGCGAUGAUAACGAGGGAGAACAGGAAGAUAAAUAAGGAAUUCGAUAGAAGGAAAGGAAGAAGAGGAGGAGGAAGAUAAUCCGCCGCCUUCAUUUCCUCUCUAUUCUUCUCCUCCUUCCAAUAUGAUUCAUUAAACAGCAUCUAAUCUAAUCUAAUCCCUUCGAUAUAUCAGUUUCUUCCUUUUUUGGUCCGAAAACAAACGAACACAGAAAUUGCGAUAUUUUUUUUUUCCUCCUCGUAAGUACAGAGUUUGAGACAGAAAUGACAUUUAAAAAAGAAAUGCAUUUCAUUUUCCCAACUUCUCGAUGUAUGAGGCCGUUGUGGUGUAAAUAUUUAUUGAAAGUUUAAUCCAAUAAAUCUGUAGAGAAUAUA
This is a messenger RNA of Penaeus vannamei (Pacific white shrimp), 999 nucleotides long. RefSeq names its product cytochrome c oxidase subunit 7A2, mitochondrial. NCBI's taxonomy places the organism in Eukaryota, Metazoa, Arthropoda, Malacostraca, Decapoda, Penaeidae. The record is from RefSeq and is a predicted model, not a curated record. Gene Ontology annotation, biological process: mitochondrial electron transport, cytochrome c to oxygen.